CCGUACGUGUACCGCUCCCCGUGCGCUGCGGUUGGGCCGCUCUGAGCAGACUACCACACAGGGCCAUCUCUAGGACUGAGAUAUCCACCUUGGCCCCUGAGCCCACCAUUGCAGCUGGAGAAUGAACCAGCCGCAGAGGAUGGCGCCUGUGGGCACGGACAAGGAGCUCAGUGACCUCCUGGACUUCAGCAUGAUGUUCCCCCUGCCGGUGGCCAAUGGGAAAGGCCGGCCCACUUCCCUGGCUGGCACCCAGUUUGGAGGCUCAGGUCUGGAGGACCGGCCCAGCUCAGGUUCCUGGGCCACUGGCGACCAGAACAAUUCCUUUGACCCCAGCCGGACGUACAGCGAAGGUGCCCACUUCAGUGAGUCCCAUGGCAGCCUCUCUUCGUCCACAUUCCUGGGACCAGGGCUUGGAGGCAAGGGUGGUGAGCGGAGCACUUAUACCGCCUUCGGGAGAGAUGCAGGUGUUGGGGGCUUGACUCAGGCUGGCUUCCUACCCAGUGAGCUGUCCCUCAGCAGCCCCGGGCCACUGUCCCCCUCAGGCGUCAAGAGCGGAUCUCAGUAUUACUCUUCCUACCCGAGCCACACUCGGCGGAGAGCUGCGGACGGCAGCCUGGAUGCGCAGCCCAAGAAAGUCCGGAAAGUGCCGCCAGGUCUUCCAUCCUCGGUGUACCCACCCAGCUCAGGUGAUGAUUACGGCAGGGACGCCACCCCCUACCCAUCUGCCAAGACCCCCAGCAGCACCUACCCGGCCCCCUUCUACAUGGCAGAUGGCAGCCUGCACCCCUCGGCCGAGCUCUGGAGCCCCCCAGGCCAGGCGGGCUUUGGGCCUAUGCUGGGUGGGGGCUCGUCCCCCCUGCCCCUCCCGCCGAGUGGCGGCAGCUCUGUGGGCAGUGGUAGUAGCAGUGGGUUUGGUGGCCUGCACCAGCACGAGCGCAUGGGCUACCAACUGCACAGCGUGGAGGUGAAUGGUGGGCUCCCGGCUGUGUCCACUUUCUCGGCCCCCACAGCUGCCUAUGGCAGUAUUGCCAGCCACACGCCCCCCGUCAGUGGGGCCGACAGCCUCAUGGGCUCUCGAGGGACUACAGCUGGCAGUUCUGGGGACGCCCUUGGGAAGGCACUGGCCUCGAUCUACUCUCCGGAUCACUCAAGCAAUAACUUCUCGUCCAGCCCCUCGACCCCCGUGGGUUCCCCACAGGGUCUAGCAGGGACGUCGCAGUGGCCCCGAGCAGGAGCCCCCGGUGCCUUAUCCCCCAGCUAUGAUGGGGGUCUCCAUAGCCUGCAGAACAAGAUGGAAGACCACCUGGAUGAGGCCAUCCACGUGCUCCGCAGCCAUGCCGUGGGUACCUCAGGCGACAUACAUGGACUGCUGCCCAGCCAUGGAACAUUGGCCUCGGGCUUUGCUGGCUCCGUCAUGCCACUGGGUGGACGGCACACCAGCUUGGUUGGAGGCAGCCACUCGGAGGACAGCCUCUCCGGCAAUGGCAGCCUCAUGCACAACCACGUAGUCCUCCCCAGCCAGCCCAGCACCCUCCCUGACCUCUCUCGGCCACCCGACUCCUACACUGGACUUGGUCACAGGGCCACCGCCUCAGGUACCGGCGAGAUCAAGCGGGAGGAGAAAGAGGAUGAGGAGAAUGUGUCAGUAGCCGACAACUCAGAGGAGGAGAAGAAGGAGCUAAAGGCCCCCCGGAUCCGGACCAGCCCGGACGAGGACGAGGACGACCUUCUCCCCCCAGAGCAGAAGGCUGAGCGGGAGAAGGAGCGCCGGGUGGCCAAUAACGCUCGGGAGCGACUGCGGGUCCGAGACAUCAAUGAGGCCUUUAAGGAGCUGGGGCGCAUGUGCCAGCUGCACCUCAACAGUGAGAAGCCCCAGACCAAACUGCUCAUCCUGCACCAGGCCGUGUCGGUCAUCCUGAACCUGGAGCAGCAGGUGCGAGAACGUAACCUGAACCCCAAAGCAGCCUGCUUGAAGCGACGAGAAGAGGAGAAGGUGUCAGGUGUGGUCGGAGACCCGCAGAUGGUGCUUUCAGCCACCCACCCAGGCCUGAGUGAGGCCCACAACCCUGCUGGUCAUAUGUGAAAGGUACGCCACCGUCAGCUAAGUUGACCCGACCUCAGUCUAACCUGGGAUGGUCACACAAGGUAUCAGGUCCAUCGUCAAUGUGGGCCAGCCGGUCCACACCUCACACAAGCCUGUGGUCAGUGUUGAGCCAACACCAACCUAAGGAAGCUGCAAGUGAUGGGAGCCCUGGAGGCAACAACUGGGUCUAGGAGCCCUCCCAGGCACCCUGCUGUAUCCACCCCCAGGCCUCAGCCACCCCUAUGCCCUGGGACUUGCCUGAUGGAUCCUGAAACUGCAUCUUGGCCUUGCUACCCAAGCUCUGGCCAAAAGAAGCUUUCUUUCUUUCUUUUUUUUUUUUUUUUGGUAAAAACUGGAAAGCAAAUGAAAUAUACAAUACACUUUGUCAGAAAAGGAAAAAAAUGCCUUAAGUAUAAAACAUGGAAAAGUUGAAACAUAUCACUCGCUGGAGAGAAACUCUGUGAAAAACUGGCUUGUUCUUUAAAAGCCACCAGCAAAUUGUGCCUAUGCCUGAUAUUUUUUUUAAGGGAAAUAAAAUGCUAGUUAUGAGAAUUUUUUUUUUUUUUAAUGUAGAAGAAAAUUAGCAAGGAGGAUGCCUUUGGUCUUUUUUUUUUUUUUUUAGCUUUUUUUGGCGUAUGUUUUGUAAGCAACAAAUGUUU
Molecule: messenger RNA, 2742 nt
Organism: Pteronotus mesoamericanus
Lineage: Eukaryota; Metazoa; Chordata; Mammalia; Chiroptera; Mormoopidae
Gene: TCF3
Product: transcription factor 3
Exons: 19
Coding region: 122-2083 (653 amino acids)
Biological process (GO): regulation of transcription by RNA polymerase II; immunoglobulin V(D)J recombination
Cellular component (GO): chromatin; transcription regulator complex
Molecular function (GO): RNA polymerase II cis-regulatory region sequence-specific DNA binding; DNA-binding transcription factor activity, RNA polymerase II-specific; protein dimerization activity
Source: RefSeq, a predicted model, not a curated record